This is a messenger RNA of Chenopodium quinoa (quinoa), 1831 nucleotides long. Its product is annotated as deSI-like protein At4g17486. Gene Ontology annotation, molecular function: deubiquitinase activity. The transcript has 4 exons. Bases 752 to 1492 code for a protein of 246 amino acids. Gene Ontology annotation, biological process: protein deubiquitination. Lineage: Eukaryota; Viridiplantae; Streptophyta; Magnoliopsida; Caryophyllales; Amaranthaceae. The record is from RefSeq and is a predicted model, not a curated record.
GAAGUUCCUCUAUUAGAAGUUUCCAUCACAUCACACUUCAGUUAAUUAUCUAUUAACAUUUUAGGAAGAGGACAUUAUUAUGUCCAAGGAAUCAUCCAAGGAAGAUAGUUAGGAAAAAUCCAUAUAAAUGUGCUGUAGAACAAAAAUAAUGUAAAGGGGUCUUCUUUUGUAUUUUUCUUAUCUUAUUAUCAUACUAUAAAAAUUGAAACAUUUUAUUAAGACAUACACAUGUAUCAUAUUAUUAUCUCAUGGGGUUGUUUCCUUUUUCCUAGUUGAGGGGACCUUUCUUUAAUAAAGAAGAUUAAAGGGAUGAAAUUCUUGGGCAGAAGCUAAAAACAGCCUUCUUUAAUUUAAUUUUUUUUUUAUGUAAUUUUUUUUUAUGAUUUUAAUUUUAUAUAGUCAUUUUUGUCAGGAAAAUGGGUGGGUUUUAAUUCACAGGAACUUUCACUCUCAGGUGCUUAUUAAUUAAGCUCUGAAAAUCCCAAAAAAAGAAGUUAAAAAAAGGAAGUUUAUAAAAGAUACAUAAAUGGCGGGUCUGCACUAGGUUGGUGAACCGGUGUUAAGAUAGAAUUAUGGGAAAUAUGAUAAUUAUGUAAAGAUAUGAUUAUGAUUUGAUUUGCAUAGUUGGCAAAAGUAUAUGUACAACCGGGCAUUUCUCUGCAACCUUGAUGGUGGUUCUUCCUUGAUUUAAAGGUUGUAACUACUCAUCAAGGAAUUCCUCGUUUCAUAGAUUCUCAUCCUCGUAGAAAAUAUGAAACGAGAAUCCAAAAAUGGUUCGUCGAGUGGUAAAUCUGGUCGUAGUAGAGGAAAAUUUGCCUCUCGUUUUUGUAUGUUCCCCAAGGUAAAAUCAGCUGAUACCGGUCCAGGCUUUGCUCCGGUCUACCUAAAUGUUUAUGAUUUAACACCAAUCAAUGGCUACAUGUAUUGGGCAGGAGUUGGUAUAUAUCACACUGGUGUUGAAGUUAAUGGCUCGGAGUACGCUUUUGGCGCUCAUGACUUCCCCACAAGUGGUGUAUUUGAGGUUGAACCUCGGCAAUGCCCUGGUUUCAAGUUUAGAAAAGCGAUAUUCAUGGGAACAACAUCUCUAGAGCCUAGUGAAGUCAGGGAUUUCAUGGAGCAACAAUCACGAAAUUAUCAUGGUGAUACCUAUCACUUGAUCGUCAAGAAUUGCAACCAUUUCUGCGACGAUAUCUGUCACAAGUUAACAGGAAAGAAGAUCCCUAAAUGGGUUAAUCGACUUGCUAGAAUAGGUUCAGUCUGCAACUGCAUACUACCAGAAAGUCUCAAGGCAUCUACUAUUCCGGAACCCCAUCUCGAAGUAUAUGAAAACGAAAAGAAGCACCUACGACCCUUUAGCUGCUUUUCAUCCUUCUCAACGUCUCAGAAGGAGGAAUCAAUUUCUUCCUUAUUUUUACAUUCACACUACUUGGGAUGUCUACCAUCUUGGGAGUCAAGAAGGACAAAACGUGGGAUUUUUGAAGAGGAAGACUGACACGAACUUUUUUUGUACGACUACUUCGAGAAUUUAGAGGCAAUAGUGAAUAGUAUCAUUUACGUUGAUUGUGCAUAGAUCUUAGGGGGUGAGUGUACAUGUGCUUUCUCGCCAUUUUGAUUUCAUUACAGUAGCUGUUCUAGAGGGCGUAAUUGUUGUCCCUGCAAAUGUGUGUUUCAGUGUUGGUGCUUUUUGAUGCAAUCAAGCUUUUAUUCUUGCAUCUCAGUUCAAUUAUCUUAAGCUCGAACAUCAAUCUUAUUCGUGUUGGACUGUUCUGAAUUGCUUGGAUCCUGUACUUGAGAAUUUGAUCAGCUGCUGUUUAUAAUUUUCCAAAGCUUA